Messenger RNA from Thrips palmi, 874 nucleotides. RefSeq lists its product as uncharacterized. Bases 86 to 874 code for a protein of 262 amino acids. Lineage: Eukaryota; Metazoa; Arthropoda; Insecta; Thysanoptera; Thripidae. The transcript has 4 exons. The record is from RefSeq and is a predicted model, not a curated record.
AUUGGAUGUCAUAUGUCACGCUCAUGCACGCAGCAGCGUGCUGGGCAGCCGACUGGUGUCGGGUCGGUGCCUCCUUCUGGUGAGCAUGUUGCUGGGCAUCAUGCUGCAGAGCUUCUACACCUCGGCCAUCGUCUCCACGCUGCUGAAGCCCAUCCCCCGGACUAUCCGCUCCGUUCAGGACCUGAUGAGCAGCCCGCUCACAGUGGGCCUCGAGGAGUUCGUGUACAACAGGGCCGUGUUUCAGAACUCCACCGACCCGCUGACGUCCGGCAUGUACAAGCGCAAGAUCCUCCCCGCCUGGAAGGACCGGCCCGAGGGCGCCUUCUUCUCGGCGGCCGAGGGCGUGGUCCGCGUGCGGCGCGGUGGCUUCGCCUUCGGCUCGGAGGCGUCGACCCUCUACCCGCCCAUCGAGAACACGUUCAGCGUCGAGGAGAAGUGCAGCCUGUCCGAAGUGGAGCUGGCUGCCGGCAACGGCAACGCAGCGCCCAUCCCCAAGGAGUCUCCCUUCAAAGAGCUCUUCAGCCGGGGGUACGUCCUGAUGCUGGAGCGGGGCCUGCGCGAUCGCAACAGGAGGCGGUGGUCCGCGCCGAAGCCGUCCUGCAAAGGGGCGAGGAGGGCCUUGACGGCCGUGGGGCUGGACCCCAUCUUCCCCGCGCACGCCCUGCUCCUCCUCGGCCUCGUCUCCGCCUUCUUGAUGCUGCUGCACGAACGCUGCUGCACCCCAACGCCUCGACCAGCCACGUCCGCAACCGCGGCACGCCGUCGCGGCAAAACGGCCAGACGAAAAAGGAAACCCAAAAGAAAGACAAGCAUGGAAGCAUGGGGCACUCUCUCACACUCAAACGGAUGUGCUAAGGAUUUUUCUUUGUCUUAA